Molecule: messenger RNA, 3735 nt
Organism: Elgaria multicarinata webbii
Lineage: Eukaryota; Metazoa; Chordata; Lepidosauria; Squamata; Anguidae
Gene: PHAF1
Product: phagosome assembly factor 1
Exons: 17
Coding region: 133-1404 (423 amino acids)
Biological process (GO): Golgi to plasma membrane protein transport
Cellular component (GO): synaptic vesicle membrane; dendrite; trans-Golgi network
Source: RefSeq, a predicted model, not a curated record
CGCCUGACGGCCGCCGCGGCUGCAAAAGGCAUUUCGGGCUCGCUUCUUUUUUUACAGCAGCCGCAAGUGAGGUCAAACUACAGUAACGUUGUGAACCUGCUGUGUGAUAACUGGGCCGUUCUGCCUGGGCCAAUGCUAGAUCUGGAAGUCGUUCCCGAGCGAUCUCUUGGGAAUGAACAAUGGGAAUUCACCUUGGGAAUGCCAUUGGCUCAGGCUGUAGCAAUUCUUCAGAAACACUGUCGUAUCAUCAAAAAUGUCCAGGUUCUCUACAGUGAGCAGUCUCCUCUUAGCCAUGACCUCAUCCUUAACUUGACUCAGGACGGAAUCAAACUUCUGUUUGAUGCUUUCAAUCAAAGACUUAAGGUGAUUGAAGUUUAUGACUUGACUAAAGUGAAGUUAAAAUAUUGUGGUGUUCAUUUUAACUCUCAGGCUAUUGCUCCAACCAUAGAACAAAUUGAUCAGUCUUUCGGAGCAACACAUCCAGGAGUGUACAACUCUGCUGAGCAACUUUUCCACCUCAACUUCAGAGGACUGUCUUUUUCCUUUCAAUUGGACUCAUGGACUGAAACUCCAAAGUAUGAGCCAAACUUUGCCCAUGGUUUAGCUUCUCUGCAGAUUCCCCAUGGUGCAACUGUGAAACGCAUGUACAUCUAUAGUGGAAACAGUCUGCAAGAUACCAAGGCUCCUAUGAUGCCUCUCAGCUGUUUCCUUGGAAAUGUGUAUGCAGAGAACAUUGAUGUUCUGAGAGAUGGAUCUGGACCCUCAGGUUUACGGCUUCGCUUACUCACUGCAGGUUGUGGCCUUGGCGUAUUAGCGGAUGCCAAGAUGCGGGUAUUUGAGCGCUGCGUGUAUUUUGGUGAUUCGUGCCAAGACGUUCUGAGCACUUUGGGGUCGCCUCACAAAGUUUUCUACAAGUCAGAAGACAAGAUGAAAAUUCAUUCGCCCUCCCCUCACAAGCAGGUUCCAUCAAAGUGCAAUGACUACUUCUUCAACUACUUCACGCUGGGAGUGGACAUCCUUUUUGAUGCAAAUACUCACAAAGUGAAGAAAUUUGUUUUGCACACUAACUACCCCGGUCAUUACAACUUCAACAUUUACCACCGUUGUGAAUUCAAGAUUCCGCUAGCUAUUAAACGAGAGAGUGCCGAUUCACAGACAGAAACCUGCACAACCUACAGCAAGUGGGACAACAUUCAGGACCUUCUUGGGCAUCCAGUAGAGAAGCCGGUAGUACUUCACAGGUCGUCCUCUCCGAACAACACAAACCCUUUUGGAUCAACGUUUUGUUUUGGACUGCAGCGGAUGAUCUUUGAGGUGAUGCAGAAUAACCACAUAGCAUCUGUUACUCUGUAUGGCCCAGCAAGGCCAAGCAGCCAGUUGAAAACGUUGGAUCUUCCCCAGUGAGCAAUAUCAGCCGAACGAAAUGCUACAAAAUUAGUACAGCGUGCCUUGAUUUGCUGCCACUUGUAAUAUGGAAAAGCACGGUAUGAUGGGAUUCUUGUGUGUGCGUGUGUUCAAAAAAACCUGUCCCUUGCCACCUGUGCAUGAGGCAGGAUGAAACAAAAAUCCUCUUGACUGUUCGUCACAGGGCAUGGAACUAGUGGUGGAGGUGAGCAGUUAGGUGCCUGCUGCCCUUGGUUUUCCUCUUCUGGGCUGCCCUCCUCCUUUACAGUGUGGGUAUAUACAGACUGGUCUCUUUCCUGAGCUGGAAGAAGGAUGCGCUCAAGAAGAGAGAGAGCACAUAAAUGACUGCACGACUUAGAAGCACAAACUUUUUGAGCCUUGGAGCAUCUGGAAAUAGGUAUUGGAUAUAUAUAUAUAAAUAUAUAUAUAUAUUUUCCAGUCUGUGUUUAUGUUAACUGUAUUGAUAAUGGUGGUCAUGUUUUUUUAAAAGACAGCGGUGUAGGUGUGGGUGGGUGUGUAUAUAUAUAUAUAAUACACACACACACACACAGAACUUAUAUAUAGGUGUAUAUAUAAAGUAAAGUACAUGAGUAUUUCUGUGGCUUAGGACAUCCGUACCAAAUGUGACAAGUAUGUAUAUACAUGUCCAUGAUUUCAGGCACCACAUGUUUGUCUAACGUUGAAACAAGCGCAAAAGCAGCAUGUGCAUAAGACUUGGUUGUAACAUUUUUGCACUACAUACACUUUAAUUACUUGACAAGACAUUUUAAUCUUCUCUGAGGAGCAUCUGUGUACUGGGUGUGAGUGGGGGUGCGAUGGUUUAUUUAAGGGUUUGCCCUGCAUAAAGCUUAUUUAUACAGUGGGGAAGAAUCCCCUCCCCUCUUUUCUGCACUAAUAUUUACUUGACUUGCUGAAACAACUUACUUUCUGCCAUGCCUGGUUAACUGACUUGUUUUUUUAAAUAGUUUCCAGAAGGGAAGGGAAAAAAAGUCAAAUGGAUUCUUCUUACGAAUUACGUUUUUCUUAAGGGUUUUGCUACCAUUUUUCUUUACCCUUAAAACAGGGGGGAAUUAUUCAGUCCUGUUAAGAGUAAACGCAGUUGUCUUGUCUUGCAACUGUAUGAAAUGUAUCAGAUUAGAAUUUCUUACUGUCCUGUAGAGAAGCGUAGUUGGAGAACUGGGGUGCAGCCACUGGGAACCACUUCCACCUAAGUUGCAUUGAAUUGAAGCGGACGUUGCACGGCCUUAAUGCAAGAGAGGUCUCCCUGGAGGCCUCUAUGGAACACGGGCUUGGCGGUUUGCGUUCUGGAUUGUGAUAUAUGUAGCACAUUGGAGCGGGAGAGAAAUUACCUCUUCCCUCACUCAUGUCUCUCUGUCUCUCUCUCUCUCUCUUUUAAUUUAAUGCCAAAUUGUUAGCCAAAGAGAUCCUUAAUCUAGUUUCAACAUUUCUGUACAUAUAUAACGACACUGCACACCCAGCUCUUCCACCCCCAGCAGACAUGAUUUCAGCUGCUUCAAAUUAAAGGGAUGCUGCUUAUCGGUCAUUAUCCCAAGCAGAAGCUAACUGGAGUGUGCAGCUCUCUUUCCAGUCUUAUUGUGGGGAAGGUAGAUUGUCUGUCUGUCUCAGUCACCUUUGAACUAUUAACCCUUUUUAAAACAAUGGAGAGGAGAGAAAAAAGAGAAAUGUAUACUUUUUCCCAUUUUUAAUAUUUUGGUGUAGCAACUUGUGAUAUAUAUAUCAGAGAUGAUUUUUUGUGAGUUUUGCAAAUGUGUGUACAGAUUUUGUAAAUACAAAAACCUUUUUGUAAUUUCAACUCCAUGUACAGUGUAAUCUUGUAUAGUUUAUCAAUGAAUGAGGGAUAGGAAAUUUUAGAACGUUAGCGAAGAGUUUCGGAUCUUGGACCAGUAGCAGGGAUAAAUGUGAUGAGUGGGGUGGGUGUGUUGCGUAUAUAUGUGAGUAUGUGUGACCUCCUUUUUGCCAUUUAGUCUUCCUGUAUACUGUGACAUUCUAUCCUGUUUUACUUAAGAAGAAAUAAAGGAAGCCCCACUGAAAAUUUAACGGAUAAUGAGGGGAAAACGUUUUAUGGUUUACCUGUAUUCCUAGAUGUUACUCCUUUUCUUCAUAAUGUGCUGUUUUCCCUAUGAUCAUUGCUUGCUGAGAAAAUUCCCCGAUUCUCUUUUUCUUUCUAAUAUGGAUUCUGUUUUUCAUAACCCUCCUGUAAAUUAUACAAAAUACCUAAUUAGCAUGUACAUUGAAAGGACAAAUAAAACAAGACUCAGUUACUGUGUUGUAAAAAAAUACAGUUGCUGGGUGUGUGUAUUUUGCAAUUAA